AUGACGUCAUUUAAUUACACCUCUCCAAGACUCAAGAAAGGUCGCGGACCACUAAAAGCCUACUACCUCCCAACAUCUACCUCAGCGCAAUCCGUUCUGACCACCAAUAAAGAAAGUAAAAGCCCUGUUAGUCUCCUAAAAACCUAUUGGACAGAUAGUGAAGAUGCCCUAUCGAUUAUGAGUUCAUUCUCAGAGGACAGUUCUUCCUCCACCUCUAUGCCUCGUUACACCUGUACCCCGACACUGAAUCAGACGUCAAGGGUAUCGAAUAGCAAUUUGCAGCAGCACUUCCCCACCAUCGUAGGGGUCAAGCGGAGCAACGGUUACGUGGAACGUAAAGGCUCCGAAAGUUGUGUGAUUGCGUGCGCCUGCUGCUCCCCUUCAGCACCCGCGAAGCGGCCCCUCGUUGCCAUGGGGGCGGGAGGGCUAAGAGCUAUGCGUGAAUUUCAAGUCGCUUAUCAGCCCCCCCUGACUGCCCCUUCCACACCCUCUUCUCAACACCUCGCGCCCAUCUGUCCAGUUCCUAUGCUGCCACCACAUCUCGGCUGUUCAGGCCUGCCGGACCAAGCCUCGCCGGUUCGCCGCUCCAUUGAAACACAAACUUCACCUCCUGAAGAUAAUAAAAAGAGGGCUAGACACAGUCAUUCAAGAAGGAGUUCGGGUGCGCUGCUCAGCUCAAUCAAGAGGAAGAUCGAUCACAUUCGUCGAUCGGUGAGUUCGGAUAGGACGGGCACUCGCACGCUUCUCCGUAAUGCAUCCAAUCCAGACGCUCUAAAGCGUCGAAAUGAUGAGGUCGCUGGAGUCACCAAGUGCACCCUGCUUCAGCGCUUUGCGGACGAAAGUCGACUCGUUCAGUUGAGACGCCGAUCGACUUCUGAUCAGUUUGGAUUAUUUAUCAAAGUCGACUCUAAGGGUCUGUGCAUAAAUCGUCUGGGUAAUAUAGAGUUUACCGGCGGCGGUCGCAACUGUCUGCGUGCGGGAGAUCGCGUGGUGGAAGUGCAAAACAUCCCAGCUAAAGGUCUGGACGCAGGUGCCGUGCGGAACCUCCUUCAGGGUUGCCAAAUAGCACUUCUCAAAGUGAAAUCCACCUCCAGAUAA
Echinococcus granulosus is the source of this 1098-nucleotide messenger RNA. RefSeq lists its product as hypothetical. Bases 1 to 1098 code for a protein of 365 amino acids. The transcript is spliced from 4 exons. The record is from RefSeq and is a predicted model, not a curated record. NCBI's taxonomy places the organism in Eukaryota, Metazoa, Platyhelminthes, Cestoda, Cyclophyllidea, Taeniidae.